GACCCUCCCUGUUGCUGCACCCCAGCCAGGGGGUGUCCCUGGGGGACACUGUCACCCUGCGCUGCCACCUGCCCCGGCUGGCUGCCUGGGUCUGGCUCUACCAGGAAGGAGGUUGGACAUACCUCAAUCACAAGGAGAAGGAGAAUAACACUGCUGAGUUCUCCUUCAUUAAGACAACAUGGGAACACGCAGGGAUGUAUCGGUGCCAGUACCAGGUGUUGGUGCUGUUCGGAACGUCGGAGACAAGUGACCCCGUGCAGCUGGUGCUGACAGAUCACAUAUAUCCAUCUCCUUGCAUUUCCCUGAGCCCCAAUGAUCUUGUGGGCACGGGGACAAAAUUUACAGUCCACGUGGAGAUGGGGGCCAAUGUCACCAUUCAGUGUUGGAACACGGGCUAUAGGGGAACCAUCCUUCUACACAAGCAUGGGCACUCAGCCCCUGUCCAGCAUCAGGACUAUAGUGGUGUGGGCACGGCCGCCUUCAGCCUCUUUGCGCUGACCCUGAGUGACGCUGGCACCUAUGGAUGCUCCUAUCGCCCCAAGUCCCGCCCUUUUGUGUCCUCAGCCCUUGGGGACAGCGUGAUGCUUGAGGUGACACCCACAGCCGCACCCUCAGGUGCCGAAAGGAAUUCCCGUGGGAACCUGGUGGUGUCGGUGGUGAGAGGCUGCGCUGCUGCCUUUGUCGUCAUCCUCGGCCUUUACUUUGUCCUAGAUGCACGUAGACUCAUGGUGUGUUGAGAUGAUAGUCCUGGUGAGGAAGUGGUUAAAUGCCUUUGAUCACCAUAGAUGCCCCUUGGUGUCCUUCUCCUCCCCUCCUCUCCUCUGUGUGUCCCUCGGGGCCUUCCAUCACCCACCCUUCUCCCUUCCCUCUGCAUGCAGAUCCCCCUGCAGAAGGCCUGAGGCCAUGCAGCUCCAGGUCAGUGUCUGGGACGGGGGACCCCAGAUCCCAGCCUGCACCUUGGGGCCGCAGGAUUCACCACGAAGGAACCCCUGUACCACCCCAUUGGGACCCCAGAGGAGCCCUCCUAUGGCUUCAGCUAACUUGAUGUGUGCCCCCUAGAUGCAGUCCAUGUGUAAUCCCAGAUCUACACCACCCCCUUGGACAUGCCCAUGCAUAUCAGUUCUGUAGGGCCCCCCAUGCAUCUUGUGGACACAGGUGGUGUCAUCCCCCUGUCCCCCUGUGUUCCCAGGUGCUCCUUGGUGAAAGCGAGGCUCUGAACUCUGCUGAGCUGUGACCUCUGACCCCUCAUGGUCCCCCACCACCUCCCAGCCUCCUGCUAUCUAUGCCGAGGUGGGUGCUGGAGGACCUCACUGACACCUCCUCAGUCCAGGUGCCUCACUUUGGGCAGACACCACGUUCCUCUUCAGGGCAACUUGAUGCUGAGUUCCUUUUCACAAGCUCCUUCCACACAAACCCAAUACCCCAAAUCUAGCACCCCCAAAUCAUUACUGAUGAACUCCAAACGAUUUCAAUCCCAGAAAACUCUAAACGCACUGAACCCAAAAUGCUGCCCUCCCUCUGUUCUGCUUCUAGCAUCGCUUGGGAGGUGGUGAGCACUGCUUUGAGAGACAUUUCCUUAUAACUAUCUGCACAUAAAUACACACAUAUACACAUAUACUAUAACCAUUACUGUUAUUUCUCUCUUCUUGUUGUCGCGUGGCAAAUAGAUUUUAUCUUGACCCACAA
Gallus gallus (chicken) is the source of this 1686-nucleotide messenger RNA. RefSeq names its product immunoglobulin superfamily member 1-like (gene CHIR3A4). The record is from RefSeq and is a predicted model, not a curated record. The transcript has 3 exons. The coding region runs from base 195 to 737 and encodes 180 amino acids. NCBI's taxonomy places the organism in Eukaryota, Metazoa, Chordata, Aves, Galliformes, Phasianidae.